This is a messenger RNA of Paramormyrops kingsleyae, 1866 nucleotides long. The record is from RefSeq and is a predicted model, not a curated record. NCBI's taxonomy places the organism in Eukaryota, Metazoa, Chordata, Actinopteri, Osteoglossiformes, Mormyridae.
GUGGUCUUAGUUUGCCUGUCUUUUUAUUUAGCAUGCUUGUCCUUGUUUUAUUUAUUGGGGAACUAUUUGAGUGUUAAUUUUAUUAGUUUGUUUUCACUGUUUGGCUAAAGAGUGAGUCAAAUGAAAUAUAUAAUUAAAUCGAAAUGUGAAACACUUUUUUGUUUUUUUUUCCCACUACUUGUGAAAUAGCUGCAGAUUUCCCAGUGUGGCCGCCGUCGUCCUGCCCUGCUCGUUCUCGUGACCCGUGCGCCUCUCGUUUCUGCGUUCUAUCCGCAGCCCAGCGGAGCGGCAGGACCAUGGUGGUGCCGUGCGACACUGAGUACCCGGCCUUUGUCUCCGAGCGCACGAUCAAGGAGACCACUGGGAACAUCGACUGCGAGGGAUGCUUGAAGUCGUUUGUAAUUCAGCAAAUCCCAAGCAGCAACCUAUUCAUGGUGGUGGUGGAUAACAAGUGCGAAUGCAACUCUGCCAAGCCUAUCACCAUGGAGCCCAUUGAAAUCAUAUAUAACGAAUCUCUUAAAUGCGAGCGGCUGAAAUUUCAGAAAGAGCGGCGACGCCCCGACUCCUGCCACCCUUUCCACCCCGAGGAGAACGCCAUGGAAUGUGGUGGGGCUCUGGGCCUCCUCCCCCUGCCUGGUGCCACCCUGCUCCUGCUGGCCUUGGCCCUGCUCGCAAGGUGACCCGGAUGGAGCCCUUGCCCUCCGCCCCGGCGUGGCACACUCAUCUGAUACAGACAAGGGAGCCCGGCGGACUGAGAUUCUGGCACAACAUAACUGAGUUUAACUUCUGUUGAAAACAUGGACAUUUCAUGGGCAUUCAUACGUUUAAACUGUGGCUGGAAUUAUAUUGCUGUUUUUGAAGAGUUUUAAACUUAAAAGAACACACACAAAAAUGAGUUCAAAUGACUUUUAUUUAUCAUUUGCAAGUGAUAAUACCAUAAACUGUGAUGUGAAGAUGAGAAUAGUUUGCAGACAAGAGUGGUAAAUUAUUUUGAGCUUUGCCUUACAUCAAACGAUCUGGUCUUGUUUGUGUAUUUUUAAUACAGUUUCUUUAAAGUUAUGGGGUGUCAGGGAAUGUUUUGUGUUAAGUAACUAACUCAUUUUUUAUAACUAUUAAGUUUCUAUCUCUAAGAGGCCUGGCCAUUGAUUUUAUAUUGCAAAAGGCCAUUGAUCUAAGAUGAGAGCGUUUCAUUUAUACCAAAAGAAUGCAUCAGAAUAGUAUUGUUUAAUUAAUUUUCAUCUGAAGCCUCUUAACACUUAAAAUAAAACUGCCCAGAUUCCAAGGACAGACAUUAUAUGGCUGCCUGAAACACUCUUUUGUUAGCGAAAGACGUUAAAUAAUUGCAGAGAUACAGAUAUAUUGACGUUCAGACAAAUCUACAAAUGAAGGCAAAAUAUGAUCCUCUGAACAUUGUAAAUUCCUGUUCAUUUCUUUGAGGGACCAUUCAGUUUUGGGCGGGUGUCUGAUAAUCUGGAUGGAUGGGUAAAGAAUGGGGUGGAAACCUUCCUUGUGGUGCUGGUUAGUUUGUCCUUUCAUGUUUGUGAGAGCCCUGAGGAGAAGGGCUUGGCCCAUGAGAGCGAUUUAUCUGUGCACUUGUUUGUCGCUGCCCUGUAUGCAGAAAUAUAUAUGUGUAUGUAUGACUUUAAUGCUGCUAACGGUGCAAGUAGAAAAGACCAAGAGGUCAGAUUAGUAGCUAUUUCUGAACUUUCGGUCAUUUGCUGGCAACCGUUUCGGUCAAAUGUACGUCAGAUUCCAAUUUGUGUGUGGGAUUUUGAGAAUCAACUGAGCUCCAGUGACUCUUCUGACUUUCAUUACCGUCCCUGAAUUGUUUGAAAUAAAGUUGACCUCAGCUUUUUUGAAAAGAAA